AUGUUUUACAGGAACUUCUACUACAUAACCAUCCUCCGUGAUCCUGUUUCUCGAUAUCUAAGUGAAUGGAGGCAUGUCCAGAGAGGAGCGACCUGGAAGGCUUCUCUGCAUGUAUGUGAUGGAAGAUCCCCAACCACAGAUGAGUUGCCUAGCUGUUACACUGGAGAUGAUUGGUCAGGCUGUUCUUUGAAGGAGUUUAUGGAUUGCCCCUAUAAUUUAGCCAAUAACAGACAAGUUCGUAUGUUGGCUGAUUUGAGCUUGGUAGGAUGUUACAACCUAUCUGUGAUGCCAGAGGAGCAGCGAAACAAGGUUCUUCUUGACAGUGCCAAGGAAAACCUUAAGCGCAUGGCUUUUUUUGGUCUGACGGAAUUCCAGAGGAAGACCCAAUAUCUUUUUGAAAAAACUUUCAACAUGAACUUCAUUUCUCCUUUCACUCAAUUCAAUAGCACGAGGGCGUCAAGUGUGGAGAUAGACGACCUGACGCAGAAACGUAUUGAGACAUUGAAUUUUCUAGACAUGGAGUUAUAUGAAUAUGCAAAAGACCUUUUCUUACAAAGAUAUCAAUUUAUGAGACAAAAAGAACACCAGGAAGCAAGACGGAAGCGCCAGGAACAACGGAAAAUCUUGCGAGCAAAACAUGCAAAUCACAAACUGGAUAUGGACAACUCAACUGCUGAUUAUAUAGGGAAUGUGGAGAAAUGGCGGUAG
This is a messenger RNA of Staurois parvus, 708 nucleotides long. The record is from the annotation of a GenBank genome assembly. Lineage: Eukaryota; Metazoa; Chordata; Amphibia; Anura; Ranidae.